Messenger RNA from Cokeromyces recurvatus, 1032 nucleotides. RefSeq lists its product as uncharacterized. Lineage: Eukaryota; Fungi; Mucoromycota; Mucoromycetes; Mucorales; Mucoraceae. The transcript has a single exon. Bases 1 to 1032 code for a protein of 343 amino acids. The record is from RefSeq and is a predicted model, not a curated record.
AUGACAACCUGUGGUAUCUGCCCUGCUUCACGUUGUAUGAACCGGGAACUUUUAGGUUUACCACCUUUACCGAGUACUACGACCGAUGCUAAUUCAACCAAUGUUCAUAAUUCUUCGACAGAAAAUAAUACUGGUACAUUAGUAGGUGGUAUUAUUGGUGGAUUAGUAGGAAUAGGCAUCAUCCUCGGCAUCAUUAUAUAUGGUUAUUUGCAACGAAGUAAAAAACAGAGCAGUAGAGGCAAAUUAUUACCCUUUUUAGCUUUUAGUGAAAAUAAUAAAAAAAGUCAGCAACAAGAACAAUCAAUUACUCCACAUCCAGCUGUGAUUGCUGCUUUAUCACACCAGCGUAUUUCUGUCACAAAUCCUCUUCCUAAUACAAAAAUAAAAUCUAUUGUGUUAUCAAACUCAACGGCUAAUGGUACUCAUAUGACUACAACAUUAAAUUCAAAUAUUCCCGAAGAAUUUGAAUCAAGAAUUGCAUUUCAAAAUAAAAGAAUAUCGGAAAUAUUAUCUAAUAAUCCAAGACUAUCUCAGCUUAAUAGUACUACUACCACUACUACUACUACUAAUACUAAUAAUAAUAAUAGAAAUAGCAUUGCUACCACAAACGAAAACAGAAAUUCAUCUACCUUUUCUGUUUCAACAGUAGACUCAUCAUUACAUUGUCAAUCAAUAAGAGAAAAUACACCUUCAGUUCAAGUCAUUCAAGUGACAAGAGCCAAACCACAAAUUAUGCGUGUCAAUUCAGUAAGAACAAUCAGCGAAACAAAUAAUAAUGGUUUAUUGAGUCGAAGUGCUUCUGUAAGAACUAUUCUGACUGUUGCAAAUAAUUUAUCUAUACCAUUAGAACAAGUUGAAAGUAAGCAACAAGAUAUCAAUGAUACUAGUGAUAAUGAAGAUAUUCAAAAAUUCCCUUCCACACCUAACAAUCGUUCUUUUGCUACUACUAUAACCGAAGAAAAUCCAUUUCAUGAUGAGCAUUCAACAUCAAGCUUAGAUGCCACGAAUUCAUAUUGGAAUAAUAAAAAAUAA